CGACACGGCAGGGAGGAAGAGGGCCAGAUGCAGCCAGAAGCAGGUACCACAUGGGCGCAACACACAGCCCCUUCUCUGUUGUCAGAUGAGCUGCGAAGGGAGAGUCGUCUUCGGGGCUGUGGAGAUGAGCCCUUCACUGUGGGAGAAGUCACCCCGGCAGAGCCGGCCACAGGCAGCACUGCUGUGGGGUUUCAGGAGCCCAGAGACCCAAAUGGAAGCUGGUGCCAUCCAUUAAGAGAGGACCCCACGCCAUGUGCAGGCCCCAGCCUCCAGGGAGCCCCCCGGGGAGCGCCAGGCCCCAGGCCCACCGGGCGCGGGGACCUCGGCGGUGCCUUUGGGAACACUUCACACCGGAGAGGGGUGCUUCCCCUAAAGAAGCAGCCCCCCCGAACGUGUAAGAAGGUUUCCUGUCAGGAGCAAGUCAACAUGGGGAGGAAAAUGAGUAAAAUCAGAAGUUCUGCCUUUUUCAAGAGCUCCCCUGAAACCAUCCCCACGAAAGCACACAGGUUUCUCAGCUCGCGCGCCGUGGCCGCAGCCCCGCUACCGGAACCCAAGACAGCUCCGGCCUGGAGCCCCGGGAGCCUCAGAAGCCCCACACCAAAGCAGCCGGCACCCCCGGGCCGCCUCUCGGGGAGCCUGAAUGUUCGGAAGCCUACCAAAGAGUCAGCCUUACUCAGCAAGCUGUCCAGCCUGGCCUCCAGACUGGCCCCGGCCGCACAGGCCUGGGAGCUGGGGCGUCGGUGCUCCUCGGAGCUUCUCCCGGUGGCCGGAAGCCACAAGCGGCUCAGAUACCGCCAGCUCCUGGAUGGGUUUUCACGCAGCACCGCGCAGCUGAAUCCAUGUCUGGCAGCCAGCCGUUGGGACAAGAGGCCCACUAGUAAACCCCUGACACUUUGUUCGCUCGAAGCCAUCAAAAUGAGCUUCAUGGAUCUGGGCGCCAAGAUGCCAUCACUGCUGUUUGGUUCCGAAGUCUUCCCGGUCUCCUUCCACGUGAAGUCGGGCUCCGAGCGCGGGACUGAGUCCCCAAGGAUUUUUCCCGAGCACUGUGCACCCACGAGGCUCGCCUUAGGAGAGGCCGCCCAGUGUCCAUCUCUGCCGCCCAAGUGGACCUUCUCUUUCUUCCUGGCCCAUGGUUGCCCUGGGGUGGCCACAUUCAGGGAAGACGCUGGUGUCCGGGGUCAGGCAGUCACCCGGCCUCCCCCACAGCCUCCAGUUCCUCUCCAGGACCAUGGAGCCGCCGCCAUAGUCCAGACCAGAGCCAGCUGCUCCGUCCUUGGCCUUCACACACUCCUAGCACUUUGUUCCCCAGGAUGUUACCGAAUCUGGACGAAAAAACGGAGCUUCUCCAGUCACAUGCCCACCAUGCAGAGGCUCUUCUUGACCCAGUUUACACAGGGCUUGAAAGGGUUAAGGUCUCCAGCCUCCCCGACAGACGAGGCCUUCUGUUCUCUGCCCUUCUCGGUGGGCCGAGUGCUGUCCAUUUGGAGCCAGCAUGGGCCUUCUGCCUGCCCCUUGGAAGUCUCCGCUCUUCAUUCCUCUCCCAGCAAGCAGCAGCCAACUCUGGGCACCCCAAGCAGCCACACCCUGUUACCGUAUGUGCCUAUCCCGAGCGUGGAGGCUGCUUAUACCACCAGCGGCAGUCACAUGAGGCUGGAGCCUCCAUUCCCUGCCUUGGUACCAAAGUCUCGCUUGGUAACAGACUCAGCUGUCAGCAAGCUCCUGCUUUCAGCCUCUGAGCUCCAGGUUCGCGGAUUCGAUGAACUGGACGGUGUGACAGCAGCAGGUCCCCGACCACAGAGCAGCCCUCCGGAGCAGAAAGAGGCGGAGCCAGAGAAGAGGCCAAAGAAAGUCUCACAGAUUCGCAUCCGGAAAACCAUUCCUAAGCCAGACCCUAACCUCACCCCCAUGGGCCUUCCUCGACCCAAAAGGUUAAAGAAAAAGGAGUUUAGUUUAGAAGAAAUAUAUACCAAUAAGAACUAUAAAUCUCCUCCUGCAAACAGGUGUCUAGAGACCAUCUUUGAGGAACCCAAGGAACGAAAUGGUACGCUCAUCUCAAUCAGCCAGCAGAAGAGGAAGCGCGUUCUAGAGUUUCAGGAUUUCACAGUCCCGCGGAAGCGGCGGGCACGUGGUAAGGUCAAGGUGGCGGGCAGCUUCACCAGGGCCCAGAAGGCGGCGCUGCAGAGUCGAGAGCUGGAUGCGCUUUUGAUUCAGAAGCUCAUGGAGCUGGAGACCUUCUUUGCCAAGGAAGAGGAGCAGGAGCCGUCACCCAGUUGUUGAGAAGCAAUUCGGGCUGAGGAGGUCUCAGUUCUGGACCUUCUGGGCCUCCUUGGACGAGGUUGCCUAGUCUAGCCCUACUGCCCAGACCACUCACAUGCAGUCUACGAUUCUCACCUGUUUCCGAGAGCGGCCUUUCUAGGGGCUGGUGAAGGAGGGUCCUCGAGCUUGUACUGCUGAGUCUAGAACCUCAGGAACGCUCCCUUUCUCCUGGAAACGGUCCUGAACAGCAUCGGCCUCCUCUCCCCACUCUGCUGUCCGCAGGAGGAAGACGCAGCAUCCCUUCAGUAACACUAGGAUUCCAAGGACUCCGUGUUUGCACGUCCAUGCAAAGGUUCUGCGCUGUUUACGGUGGUGCUAGACCAAGAUUAUUUAGAGACGUGGCCCAGGGAGGGGGACCUGGCGUCCUGUCCCGCGUGGUCUCGCUGGCUCACUUCAGUAGCUGAGGAAAGAUGAGCUGUUGUGUUUUCUAAUCCUUUGAGUCCCUCUGUCCAGAACCGGGAGCGUGUGUGUCCGUGUGCGUGUGUGUCCAUGUGCUUUUCCCCAUCAUUUUCUCCCCUCUGUGACUGUGGGUCACUAGUGCCAGAGGAGCCCGUCCAGGCCCCCUUCGAAGUAAGUUGCACUUUUUAAUGUUGUGGUGUUGAUUAUUUUCAUUUGUUUUAUUUUUUUUCUUUUUUUUUUUGUAUUAUUGCUGCAUGUUUGGAGCCUUUAAAUGUGAUUUUAAAACAAUUUUUUUAAGACAUCAAGGAGAGAGACAAUACACGUCUUCAGAACACACAACAGGCAUCUGACCCAGUUUGUCAGUGCACAGGGUGUGAGCAGAGGGCCUCUUUCCAGCUCACGCAUUUCCAGCAGCCCCUUCCCCACCUCCAGCUCCUCACAGAAUGCAUUAGAGGGAGCUCCAUUUUCACCUGGGUUCUCAUUCUUGCCCGUGAAGUAGAUGUGUUUAUUUUAACGGCAGAAGUAAGAGCAGGUCUCUCUCCGAGUUGUUUAAAAAGUCCAAAGGAUGGGGGUGGUCUCGGUGGGUUCACCUGCAUAGUGGUCCGUGGCAGGGGUGGGCGCAGCUGUCGGAGCAGCCUGCUCCACAUGUGGGGAGAGGAGGCGGGGUCACAGUUCCAUGGCCAGCCCCACCUCAGGCACCUCAUUGUACUCUGGGCUCCUGUGUCAAACCUACUGGAAAUUCGUAGAAUGCCGAACAGAGCUGGCUGGGCUUUGUGGCAGUCUGUGGGCAGAAGGCUCAGAAGGGUGCGCAGUGGGAGUCGGAGGGCCUGAGGUUUCCUUCCUUCUCCACUUACUGGUCGUGUGCCCUCCCCUGCUUCCCCUUCUCCUUCCCUUGUGUUCUCUCUCUCACUUGCUGUCUCCCUCACUGUCUCGCUUACUCACUCUCAAGACGAGUGCAGAGAAUUCACAUUCCUUGCUGGUGGGAGGGAUGCUCAGCCCCCUCCUCACCUCAGGACACUGGUCCCCUCCUCCAUCCUCCGAGGAGCAGCGCCGCCGGAAACGGUCAGGCUCUGGGGACCAUGUCUCCUGGGUUCCUUCAGUGUCCCCGUUUGUUAGUGGGUAGGGGUAGGGGGUCUCUACGUGCCUUUCCUUUGCAGGUUGACCAUCGGUGCCACACUGGAGCAGAAAAACUGACAAUGCAAGGAAAACAAAGUGCCACUCCCGUCUUGCAGGCCCCGAGCCUCAGACAUAGCGUUUAGGAAAUGAAAUACGCCCAGGCAUCCAUGUGGCUUCUAAGGCUGAGUGGCAUCAGAGGAGAGCCUGGCUUCCACACUGGCUCUGAGUGAUGCGAACCAGAUUCCGCUGCUGUGCGUCUGCUUUGCCCAGACUGUAGACACGACCUGUGUCUCACCUCGGUACCUCUCCCUUCCUGGGACAGGGUCCUUAGGCACAAAGGCUUCUCGCUGUGUUUUUGCUUAAAAGAGUGGGAUGAGUCUGUGCUCAUGUGGAUAUUUUUAGGGAGCUCCUGCUGGACGGCUUGCAAACUCCUAGCAGAUCAGCUGAGCCCUGCUCACCAGCUCCAUUGCCAGUGUAGACAAGUCAGCACCUUGGCAACCACGUCAUCCUGCAGACUGAAGUUGUGGGUGCAGCUGUGCCGUCACCAGCCUUGUGGAGAUGCAGUUUCCGGUUCACCUGGGGCAAGCGUGGCACUUGGAGGGGCCAGAAGUGGUGAUUUGGAACAUUGGCUUCUGGGAAGGGAGGCUUGGAGAAAGUGGAAACUGGGGGCCCUCCUUGUCCUGGGAAUGCAGGAGAAAGCUCUCUGAGGCCAACCCCUCCCUGUGUUCUUGGCCUGCCUCUGGCCCCAGCCCUUCCUUAUUUCGAAGUGAAGAAAGGGCCCCCAUAGCAAACUUGAAAUUGCUCACCUGAAGUUGCCACAUAGGAUUUUAGCUCAGCCCCACCUGUCUUAACCUCCAUGUUUACUGUCAGCCUAGCCAGCUGCAGCACCACCCAUGGUCCUCAGAGCCCGAGGUGCCUGCUCCUGUCGGGGACCCCGGGCGGCUGCGGGCCACCCCCUGCCCGGAGUCACGGGCAGUCUGCUGCUGGCUUGGGAGUGGGUGCAGUUUCCAAGAACGGGAGGCUUCCCACCCCAAGCGAUAGGGAGUGUGGUUAAUAAUAACUAAUUUGACUUUAAGCUCAAGAGAUUAAGUGUUUUUAAUAUGGGAAAGAGGAGAAAUCUCAGGUCCAAUCAGCUUUUCACUGAAGUUUUCAACUGUGUUUUUGUUUCCCAUCCGUCAGUUUUGAGCUAUGUUUGCCCUUCCCCCCCUUCCUCUCCUUCUGUCUUUUGGUUUCCUUUCCAGCUUCGUUUCUCUGUUCGUUUAAACGCACCUCAUCGCGUUACAGCAGAUCAUGUCUGUGUUUUCUCACUGACCUUCCUCGGGGAGCGGCAGCUGCGGGAGGGAGAGUGGAGAGACAUGUAGCGAUUGCCUUACUUGGAGCCCGGAGAGCUCAGAAACUCGCGCUGUGAGUCCCAAAACUCAGCGCUCCCCCAGAGCUGUGAAAAUCAUGACAGUCUGUCACAAUUUUGCCUGAAAGGGUCUUUUGCGCGGGCACCAGAGCCAACCUAAGGUGAAUUCUAGACCCCACCCCACAUACGAUCCUCCCCACCCGCCAGGCUGAGAGCAGCAGAGGGUGCGGCCGGGCAGCCAACCCAGGACGGAAACAGCCAGUGCUCUGUCUCCAGGCUAGGAUUUCAUCUCAUCACCAAUACCGUGUACAUUAAAGUCCGCGAAAGUCCAACUUUUAGGCAGCGGUACUUUUCUCCCAUCCCCUGGGGGGAGAGUAUGCAGUUGGUGCUUUCUUGAAUUCCCUUGUUAUGUUUUGUUUCCAUAAGCUUUUCCCCGAAUCAUGGAAAGGACCCCUGAACACCGUACUGUGGGCAGCUGUAUCCAGAGUCUCAGUUAUUGGCCAGAGGUGCAGCAUGCCCUUUCCUGGACUCAUGCAAGAGAAGGGCUCCUCACCACAGCUGAACUUCUCAUAGAAGUAAAAAGCUGACUGGAAAGGAAGGAUUAAUUUUACUAAAAUCAAAGGUUAGUAUGACCACCUAGCCACAAAUCAAGCAGCAAAGUCCAUUUAUUUUGAUGGCGAAGUGAGGGUCCCUGUCCCGCUGGCCACCCAGCACAGCAAACCCUCGGGUUCAAUGCCUGUUCACUGUGUGUCUUCACGAACCCCUUUCUGGUGCUGAAUCAGAUUUUAAUUCUUGGUGAGAGGCCUCAGCAUCUCCUUGGGCUGUUCUGGGCCGGAAAAUCGCUGCCUGAAGUGUUUAUAUAUUAUCAUGGUCAGUAGUUGAGUGAAAUUUGUACAUUUUUGGUAACAUUGGCAAACCUGAUGCCCCUGCAGUCCCUUUUCUGUUUGGUAGUUUGUGACUCUAAAAUUCCCACUGUUGUGUGUGUUAAUUUAUGAAAAUAAAAAAAAAUUUUUUUUUUUUUUUGGAAAAUCUUUCAAGUAA
This is a messenger RNA of Vicugna pacos (alpaca), 6220 nucleotides long. NCBI's taxonomy places the organism in Eukaryota, Metazoa, Chordata, Mammalia, Artiodactyla, Camelidae. The record is from RefSeq and is a predicted model, not a curated record.